This is a messenger RNA of Cylindrotheca closterium, 4245 nucleotides long. NCBI's taxonomy places the organism in Eukaryota, Bacillariophyta, Bacillariophyceae, Bacillariales, Bacillariaceae. The record is from the annotation of a GenBank genome assembly.
AUGAAAGAAGCAGGCAACAAUGAUUUCCAACCUUCGGAUGAGCAAGCCAUUGACGAAAAGGGUCGUCCAUCCUCAUCAUCGUCAUCGUCGUCUUCAUCGUCGUCGUGUUCCACCAUUCUGUUUGAAUCCAUGAUUAGCAACAAGGCAGUCCAUCGGUUGUUUUUGCUAGCGCUGCCCAUUCUAUGGAGUAUAUUGAUUGGUAUUGGUUGGAAUCAAGAGGAUAUCAUUGAAACUGACGUGAAUGCCAUUUGGACUCGUCAACGAGGCUCGUACAAACAAGAUUUGGACUAUGCCGAACAAUUCAACGAGGGUGCACUAGGAGACUUGACGAGUUUUGCGGCCAUGGCCGUGGCACGAGAUGGAGGCAACUUGUUUACACCGAAACGACUGGAAACUAUUCGACAACGCAUGGAACUAGCGGAACGAACAACGGUCAAAUACAAGGGAAACACAUUCUCAUGGAACGAUUUGUGUGCCUACAAUGACAUUGGGAUCAAUACCACCUACCAAUUUCCCUGUGCCCGCUUUUCCCCCAUGGACUUUUUUCGAGAAGCACAGUGGUUCUUUGACGAAACGGACAAGGUCACCUGGUACAAGGAGGUGGCCCGCAAGGUAGUCGUGGCACCCCGGGUGCCGCGGUAUGGAAUCAUGACUGGGUCGUGUAGUACCUUGCUGGGUGGUGGUGUUGGUAGCGAUAGUGUGCCACGAACGGAAUGCAAUGGCAUUAUUAGUCAACGAUUGUUGGCGGGAGAACCCUUACGGCUCUUUUCGGAUAUUGGUAAUCUAGAGAUGAAUGAUCCUUGCAAGGCUUGCAUUGAAUCCGAGAUUGAGAAUGUGACCAAAGACUUGUUGGACAAGGCAAGCGCCAUGUUUGGGGAGUUGGCAGUCGAGUUGGGCAAGUCGUCCAACCAAACUACUACUACUACUACUACCACCACCACCACGGAACUUGCCUCCAAAAUGGAGUCCAUUGUCGAAAAAUUGAGCUUGCAACAAGUCAUGGAUUACUUUAGUUACAAGACCGUUCGUUUCCUCUAUGGCAAUUUGGGAGCCCAACAGUAUUUGGAAAGUUACCAAGAGUUUCAAGGAAUUUGCCGCGGAUUGGCACCCGAAUUUGCACAAGACAACUGCGGGGACAUAUCCCUCACAGAAGCUGGCUUGGCAUUACAGCAACAUGCCGAUCAUGCCUUCUCCAGUAGUGUCACAGCCGGAACACCGCUCCCAUUUUGGGGAGAUAAUGGAGAAGGCUUUUUGUUGGAGGGCAAUUCGCCUGUGGGUGGAUCCGGUAUCGAUAUGAGCGGGACCGAGUUUUCGGCCAUGGAGUAUCUUCAAUCAUUAUCCAACAACGCCACAGUGGACAUGGAUAGUGUCGAAUGGCAAUCCAUGGUAGAAUCUGACCCUGUCUAUCGUUGGUUCCUUGCCGGCGAAACUCCCAUGACAGCAUCCUGUUCGAAUGGUCGUUUGAAAGGUACCAAUGGUACCGCGUUGGAUGGCUUGACGGAACAGUUGAUCCAAGUGGCGACAUCACCAUGGUGUACCAAGUUUAACGAACCAUUCGAAGAAGAAGGGACCUACACGGAACAGUACUUUGCCAGAAUGUGGUUCGAUUUGCUUGCCGAUUCUCCUUCCUUUUUGAACUUGACCCAAGGUACAUCCGAUCCAUACACGUGGACAUUGGGGCAAGGGUGUGGGUACAGUCUGGCUGGACAACGAUUCUCCUACUCUGUUGGAGACGAAGAAAACGCAACGUUCCAAGAGUAUCUCAUGGGCAACGCGUCCGGCGAACUUUACUACAUUGAUGAGGGAGAAAUUGUGGGACCUAUUGAACGGACCCUGCUCAUUGGAGGUGUAGAACCCGCAAACUUUUCCCCGCAAAACCCAUUGACCAAGGUAUCUGUAAUCCAAUCAUUGUAUCCAGCAUUGCGCCUCAAGGGUAUCGUGGAUCGUGUCAGCAACUGCAAUCGGCCAGGAGGACCAAUUGAUAUUUCAGAAGCAGAUGCGAAAGAGGUUUUGUUUCGGUUCAAGAAGAAGUUUGAGAACCGCUGGUCCAAAGAUUGGGAUACGGUAGACCCGGAUAAUGAAGUGCAAUUUGUUGGCUUCUUUGACGACGCUGGGGCUAGUGGAACAACUGCGAGACUUUUGGAGGAGAUUACACUUAGCAAUGGGAUACUACUUGCGGCAUCAGUUUUGAUAAUUGCCUUCUUUUCCAUUGUAUUUCUGUUUGACUGCGAUCCCAUUGAAUCCCGAGUCAUGGUCACUCUGUUUGGAGUUUUGUUGGUCCUAAUUUCAUUCUUUGCCGCUGUUGGAUUUGGGAUUAUCCUUGGUAUUAAGGUCAACAUUAACAUUGCUUGGACUCUUCCAUUCAUCAUGCUAGGGCUUGGUGUCGACGAUAUGUACAUUGUCUUGCUAUCGCUACGAGAACAAAAGGGAUACGGCCGCGACUCAUUCCUUGCCGCAAUGAAAGAAGUUUUGGUUCCAGUCACCAUGACAAGUUUGGUGAACGCCGGAAUGUUUGCCAUCAUGAAUGUUAAUGACAUUCCCGCGGUGUACUUGACAGCCCAAGUUGCAUUGAUCUCUGUGGUUUUCUUAUACCUCACGAUUAUCCUAUGUUUUCCGGCUUGGUGUUGGAUCGACAUGCAACGGCAGAAAUCGGGUCGUCACGAUGUAACAUUCUGCAAGCGAACAACGGUAGAAUCUAGCGAGGAGAAUGUCAAGCGCAAACAUUGGGCUGACGUUCUGUACGAGAAGAUCUACCAACCAAUAACUCUAAGUUCAUCAUCGAAGCUGGGUCACGUUGUCAUAUGGGCAAUUGCCAUCGCAUUGAUUGCGGUCGGAUCUUUUGGUCUGACAGAACGAAGUGUUGGUCUCGGGCUGGAAGACUUCAUUCCUGAAGGCAAUCAAGCCAAUCAGUGGGCAACAGUUAGCAGCACCGAGCUUGCAGCUUGGCCGAUUCAGAUGAGUUGGGGUGCAAUUGACUAUACCAAUCCCGAAACGCAGAUGCGGAUGCUCCAACAGUUUGAAAACGUCGUUGCCACAGCUCAUGUAGCCGAGAUCGAUACAAAGAUGGUUUGGAUGGCGAACUUGCUCGUGUGGUCAUCGCGCCACUGCACAUCAAACUUUGGUCGAGACGACUUAGAUAUCCUUGAAUGCGGUCAUGACCAAGUGUUCGAAGAUGGCUCCACUUGUUCGGGCUCAUGGGUACAAAACACAUACAAUUUACGCGAGAAGAUCUUUGCCGAUGGCAAUGCUGAUGUCUGUUCAGCCUAUGAGGGCGGUAUCUGUCGACCCACUAGUCAAAUGCACCCUAGCGAUCUUGCUGAGCUUGGAAUCAAUGCAAAUGCUGCUGGUUCAUGGUGUCCAGUCAUUGACAAUUGGUCCAAUGAUAAGUUGAGCUUUUGCUUACGACAAUGGAGAAGGUUUGCUGGAGGCGGCGGCGGCCUUGUGCUACUAAACGAAACUGGAACAUCCGCCGGCUGUACUGGUGAAUACUACUCCGAUGAGACUGCCCAAGUCCCUAUCCCUAUUUCUUCGUCCCCGACCAUGUACGCCUACGAUCUGUUGACCCACGAGACCACAAUUGAAAUGCUACAGGAAACACGAGCUCUUUGUGACGAUGACGAGGAAGUGCGUUGCUUCUUAUCAGGGGCUCCAUAUGACUACUGGAGUCAAUACGUUGGAAUUUUUGGAACAUUCGUGGAGAUUGCGGCAUACGCAGUUGCAGUUGGAUUUGUCAUUUCGUUUCUCUUUCUGAUUGUCACCUUUUCUGCCGAACAGCACCUCGACACUCGCCAAACAUUGGUGGGCGCCUUUGUUGGUUCUUGGCUCAUCAGCGUCACCACAAUCAUUUCUCUGGUUUCAGUGGCUGGCCUUUCUAUUUUGGCAGGCGUGAAACUGACUGGGUUCAGCAAUAUGAGUAUCGUUCUCAGUGUCGGAUUCUCGGUAGAAUACUCGGUUCACGUCGUUGCCAGAUGGUUGCGCGCUGAACCAGCGCUCUUGGGCCUGGAACGAGUUCGACAUACAAUGUCCUUCCUGUUCCUUCCUACAUUCAUGUCUUUCCUUUCUUCGUUGAUUGGUGUUGCGUGCCUGGCAUUUACGGAGUUUGAUUUCAAUGAAAUCUUUUUCUUCCGGCCACUGAUUCUUGUCAUGGCGGUAACCUACUUUUUUGGCUGCUGGUGGCUUCCUGUAUUGUUAUGCUAUAUCAAUGGCGAUUCCCUAAAGAUGGGAAAGCAGAUUGAUGAUGCUUAA